AUGCACCUCAAGCUGGGGCAAGUAUCAGCCAUUGCCAUUUCAUCACCAGACUUAGCCAAACAAGUCUUGAAGACUCAUGAGACUGCAGCUUUCUCACAAAGGCCUACUGUUCUUGCCGUUGAAGUUUUGUCCUAUAAUUUCUUAGGCAUCAUCACUAGCCCUUAUAAUGAGUAUUGGAGGCAGAUGAGGAAGAUUUGUGUUUUGGAGCUUCUAAGCGUGAAGCGUGUGCAGUCAUUUUUCAUCGAUAAGAGAAGAAGAGGCAUGGAACCUUGUUGA
This is a messenger RNA of Prunus armeniaca (apricot), 276 nucleotides long. Lineage: Eukaryota; Viridiplantae; Streptophyta; Magnoliopsida; Rosales; Rosaceae. The record is from the annotation of a GenBank genome assembly.